AUGUCGUCUACCGUACAACCUACUACGUUUUUACCUGGCGGCAUCAGUAGUAUUUAUAAUACAAAUCUUCACUUAGCUCCACCAUAUAUCUUCGUUAUUAUACUGUGUUGUCUCAUAUUUCUUCUCAUCCUUUUGAUUCUUUUUCGAGAGAUUCUCAAGUCUCGUGGUAUGCUUCGAGAUUGUUGUAAUUAUAAAGGAAGCGGCGUUCAAUGUUUGGGUUGCCAAGAAUGUUGCGCAGCAUGUGCUGAAACAUGUGAUUGUUGUCGUACGACAUCGAUUGAAUCAUGUCUUGAUGCAUGUUGUCCAAAACGGGGAUCAAUGGAUUUUGCUGAUGUUAUUACAUGUGAAGCAUGCUGUAAUGGACAAUGUUGCACUUGUUGUGGAAAUAAUUGUAUUUGUGCCCCAACGGAUAGUAAUGUUAAUUGUUUGUGUUUUGCUUGCCAACAAACGUAUCCAAAUCAAGAUAUGGAUGACAGAUAA
Molecule: messenger RNA, 480 nt
Organism: Rotaria socialis
Lineage: Eukaryota; Metazoa; Rotifera; Eurotatoria; Philodinida; Philodinidae
Source: the annotation of a GenBank genome assembly